This is a messenger RNA of Helicoverpa armigera (cotton bollworm), 1869 nucleotides long. RefSeq lists its product as uncharacterized. NCBI's taxonomy places the organism in Eukaryota, Metazoa, Arthropoda, Insecta, Lepidoptera, Noctuidae. The record is from RefSeq and is a predicted model, not a curated record. The transcript is spliced from 9 exons. Bases 87 to 1184 code for a protein of 365 amino acids.
UAACGCUGAUAUGUUGGCGAGUUCCUUCACAAACGAACACUAACGCGACAUGACGCUUGUUUAACAAAGCUAAUAAAGAAGAAAAAAUGGAUAAUCAGAGAAACAUAAAAUAUUCGUCGCAUCUAGUGCUGACUGCGGCGCUAUCGGGCGGGAUCACUAUAGCAUUGUCGUUAAUAUACAUUUUGCUGAGCAUAGCGGCUAUAAUAUUCAGAUUUAACGAUUGCGACUUUGGAGUUACAAAUAAUGGAGCUAAUUAUUUUUGGAAGACUAUCAUCAGUGCCUACAUUUUAGAUGACGAAUGUGAGAUCUCGUUCUUAACUCGCAACCAAUUGGACAUCACGGGAUCUUACACCGUGUUCGUUUUCGCCACACUCACUCUCAGUUUCUCCGUGCUGUGUUUAAUCACUGCCAGCGUGCUUGUUGCAACUAUUCAAGAUGGCGGUGCGGCUCGAUACCUCAACAUCGUGGUGUCAGCUUACAUCGGAAGCUGUUUCGCAGCGUUCGUCGUGGAUCUGACCACUGCCACGCAUUUCGGAAUAGACCACACUACUUUGUCGAACAAGUUGGCGGAGUUACCAGCAGGGUCUUCAUCCAACUACAGGCUCGAAGUGUUACGUCACGGAGCGUUCCUCAUGAUGACGAUAGGACUGAAAGGCUACGUCGCACCCUUAGUCCACAUGGUACUGCUAAUCCUACUAAUUGUUUACUUGUUGGAACACAGGAAACAAGUUAAAAAUGCUGAGCAUUCUAUCCACAAACUGGGAGCUGUAAAUGCAUUCGAUCAGCCAAGGAAGCCAGACGACAAUGCCUGGGUAUCGGAACCUGAUGUAUUUUCGCCAUUUUCAAGAGGAGCACAGGUGAAUAAUGGCUUUAUCAGAGACGAUGAGUCAGAUCGCCCGCCGCGGCCGCGUGUUCCGCCAAAGAUAGAUUAUAGUAAUUCCAACCGUUCUUACGACCGCUCCGACUCGUGGCAACGCGGACAGCCGAGCUUGAACCACAGCAACCGGCCCUUCUCGUACCUACAAGACAUCAAGAGGCCUGGGCCCAUGAGGCCUGCGCCUUCCCAAGAGCUUCCUUGGAACCAGGACAAUUCGCCAUGGUCCCAAGGCCCGCCCGUACCGCAGCCAGACUACAGCCCACAGCCAAGACGAUUAAAAUCCGCACUAAAACCAGGUUACUUGUAAACGGAGAUUGGUAUUGUUAUUUUGAUGUAAAUUUUCACAAAUUAAUUUGUAUAUUUUUAUUCUUUCGCGACUUUUCAUAGCGCUGACGAUCAAAUUGCUUGAUUUAUUUAUUUUUUUAAAAGAGGCUGGCUCUGAGCGUAUUUUUAGAUAUUAUUUUACGUUCCACCCCUAUAUAAGGUGUUCUCGACAAAUGUGAAUCUACUUCUAAUGCAUUAAUUGUAUGCGAUACGCUUUAUACAAAUUAGCUAUAUUGUGUCGCAUUACCUACUCAUGACUAUAAUUCUGACUUUUUCAGUGCUUUUAUUUUCUCAUUAUAUAUCGUCCUUCUUUUCCCUUCAAACGACAUUCCAACUGAAUGAUAUAAAUACCUAAUUUAAUUGUCUAUUUAUAAUGUUUACAUUGUUAAUUUAUAUUGUUAUAAUUUAUAUUCACUAUCUACCGGAUAAUAAGUAGUUAUCUGAUAUCGGAUAGAUAGGAAAUACAAGCCGGAUACUGGAUUAUCCGUAAUUACCAGAAAAGAAACUCAUAGGAACAUAAUAGUUCUAUGGCAGUAUGGCCGCAUCGCAACAUUCUCGCUAGAAGGGAAUUUUCCAAUUUCAAUAAAACAACAACUCAAAGUAACAUGAAUUUAUUUACACUCUAUUUAAAAACUAAGUAAAAACUGUAAUAAAGAAAUUUUUAAUUA